AUGGUCUGCAGGGUCAACCAACAAUGUUCUGUGCGGGCCUGGGUGAACUACGAGGCUACGCAGCAGCGUAUAAACAAAUUAGUAAACUCCUCGCCAAGAAACCUCCUCUCCAACCAUCUCCACAACAAACCAGCUAAUCAACUCAGCGCACCACAUUCGCUCAUCGAUCCAGCACUCGUUUUCACAACAACCAAUUAUUACCUGUUGACUGAUCACUAG
Molecule: messenger RNA, 219 nt
Organism: Puccinia triticina
Lineage: Eukaryota; Fungi; Basidiomycota; Pucciniomycetes; Pucciniales; Pucciniaceae
Exons: 2
Coding region: 1-219 (72 amino acids)
Source: RefSeq, a predicted model, not a curated record